AUGUCCAAAUACGGCGUCCUAGUAAUGGGCCCCGCUGGCGCGGGCAAAACCACCUUCUGCAGCUCUAUCAUCCAGCACCUCCAAAACACGCGUCGCAGUUGUUUCUACGUGAACCUCGAUCCCGCGGCAGAGACCUUCAACUACGAGCCGGACCUCGACAUCCGCGAACUCAUCACUCUCGAAGAUGUGAUGGAAGAGCUGGGACUAGGUCCCAAUGGCGGGCUCAUCUACUGCUUCGAGUUCCUCCUCCAGAACCUUGAGUUCCUCUCCGAGGCCCUCGACCCUCUCAGCGAAGAAUACCUCAUCAUCUUCGACAUGCCGGGUCAAAUCGAGCUCUACACACACAUCCCGCUGCUCCCUUCCCUGGUACAGUUCCUAUCCCGCCAGGGCCCGCUGAAUAUCAGUCUCUGCGCGGCAUAUCUCCUCGAGAGCACGUUCGUCGUGGACAAAGCCAAGUUCUUCGCCGGCACGCUGAGCGCUAUGUCGGCCAUGUUGAUGCUGGAAAUGCCGCACGUGAAUAUUCUGAGCAAGAUGGACCAAGUCAAGGACAUGGUUUCGCGCAAGGAAUUGAAGCAGUUCACUAACGUGGAUGUGAAUAACUUGCUGGGCACGGCGGGUGACGAUGAGGAGUCAUCAGUGGUUACUGGAGACCCAUCGUCCAAGGACGCAAUGCUGAGCGGAGGAUCGUUCCAGCAAUUGAACCGCGCGGUCGGGCAGCUCAUCGACGACUUCAGCAUGGUCUCGUUCCUCAAGCUCGACGUGCAGGAUGAAGAUAGUGUUGCCGCGGUGCUGAGUCACAUCGACGAUGCCAUUCAGUACCAUGAGGCUCAGGAGCCCCGCGAGCCUUCCGAUGCCCAAGAGGUCGAUUACGAAGACUGA
This is a messenger RNA of Aspergillus piperis CBS 112811, 879 nucleotides long. Its product is annotated as putative signal sequence-binding GTPase GPN3. Lineage: Eukaryota; Fungi; Ascomycota; Eurotiomycetes; Eurotiales; Aspergillaceae. Bases 1 to 879 code for a protein of 292 amino acids. Gene Ontology annotation, molecular function: GTPase activity. The record is from RefSeq and is a predicted model, not a curated record. The transcript has a single exon.